UACGCGGCUGUCAGAGUGAGUGGAGACUAGUGCAUGCGUUCCUGUAUGUGCAAGGAUGCAUAGUUAAUCGAUGUAUUUCUUUGAAUAAGUGCCUUGGUGGAAGUAGCCGUUUUUGCUGCUAAAGUGGUGUAUUUAAAAAGCGAAACGUCUUGAAGAGCCUGUCAGCUAUCAGUAUUGUAUCCAAAAAUGCCCGACAGUGAUUACGACCCAGCAAGUUUGCCGGACCUUCUGCCCCUGUACUACCGACGACUUUUCCCUUUUUCGCAGUAUUAUCGAUGGCUGAAUUACGGGGGACUGACCAAGAACUACUUCCAAAACCGCGAGUUCUCCUUCACCCUGAGGGAUGACAUUUACGUCCGGUACCAGUCCUUCAGCAACCAGAGCGAACUGGAGAAGGAGAUGCAGAAGAUGAACCCUUACAAAAUUGACAUCGGCGCCGUUUACAGCCACAGGCCGAACCAGCACAACACGGUGAAGUCAGGCUCCUUCCAGGCGCUGGAGAAAGAGCUCGUCUUUGACAUCGAUAUGACCGACUACGACGACGUGAGAAGCUGCUGCAGUGCAGCGGACAUCUGCUCCAAGUGCUGGACUCUGAUGACCAUUGCCAUCCGCAUUCUGGACAGGGCGCUGCGAGAGGACUUUGGGUUCCGGCACUGCCUGUGGGUGUACUCGGGCAGGCGAGGGGUGCACUGCUGGGUGUGCGACCCGGCUGCCAGGAAGCUGUCGGUGGCGGCACGCUCCGCUGUGGCGGAGUACCUGAGCCUGGUGAAGGGUGGGGAGGAAACGGUGAAGAAAGUGCAGCUGUCAGACCCGAUCCAUCCCUUCAUCAAAGAGUCGCUGAUGGUGAUCGAGCGCUACUUCAGCCAGUACGCCCUGGCCGGGCAGGACAUCCUGAGCAACAAGGAGUCUGUUGACAAAGUCCUGGCGCUGCUGCCUGAUGAUGUAAAAAAGGACCUGGUUGCUUAUUUCCAGUCUGAGAAGAACCCCGCCAGGCGCUGGGAAAGGCUCAAAUCCCUGGUGCACCAAAAGCGGACGUCCUCCAAGAAGGCCACGCAUGCAGACAAGGAGAUCAUGCUGCAGUACUGCUACCCCCGGCUUGAUGUCAACGUCAGCAAAGGGGUUAACCACUUGCUGAAGAGCCCCUUCAGCGUGCACCCCAAAACGGGGCGAAUUUCUGUACCAAUUGACCUGAGGGAACUGGACCAGUUUGAUCCCUUUCAGGUGCCAACAAUAAGCUUGAUCUGUGAAGAGCUGGACCGACCCCGGUCGACUGAAGAGGAAGCAGAAGAGACCAAAGAGAACGAGAAGGAUGCAGGAGAGAAGCGCAAGAUUCGAGACUACAAAAGGACGAGCCUGGCAAAGUAUGUGAAGCUGUUUGACAGCUUUGUGGAGGGGCUGGAGCGGUCACACAAAGGCGAGCUGCUGAAGAAGAGCGAUCUCCAAAAAGAGUUCUAGUCCCGUUGGCUGCAGAAGGGGGAGGAUGGCCCUGAAGCAGAAAAGGAUAGUGAGUUCUGAGAUAAUGAGCAGAGAUCAGCAUCUUCGCAGACAGAUACACACACCAAGUAGUCAUGAACUAAAAACACAAACUCACACCAUGUUGUAAGAAG
Megalops cyprinoides (Indo-Pacific tarpon) is the source of this 1607-nucleotide messenger RNA. It is a transcript of the gene prim1, whose product is annotated as DNA primase subunit 1. The transcript has 13 exons. Gene Ontology annotation, biological process: DNA replication, synthesis of primer. Gene Ontology annotation, cellular component: alpha DNA polymerase:primase complex. The record is from RefSeq and is a predicted model, not a curated record. Bases 187 to 1455 code for a protein of 422 amino acids. NCBI's taxonomy places the organism in Eukaryota, Metazoa, Chordata, Actinopteri, Elopiformes, Megalopidae.